AUGGCUCUACCUGCAGUAGAGGAUUUGAGUGGGAGCGAAAAUGAGUUUUGUGGUGUAUCUGAGUCUGAGGCAGGCUCAGACGCCUCUCAACUUCCACUGGUGGGGGUAGGGAAGCGGAAGCGCCCGGCUCUGGAUGAUGAGAUUUCUGUGCGCAGACUGUUGGGUAGACAAUGCCUCUGUAGCAAGUGGAACUGUUUUCAGAAAUUUAGCAGGGAAGAGGACUUUCAGAAACUGUUGGCCUUCCGGAAACAGUGGGCAAAUUUGCACAAACUUGAUCAAGACAAGGUGGUCUUUGAAAUUUUGCGGGAACGAUGUGGAAGGCAAGGCGAUCCGUGGGAAUUGCUGGACACCACUGUGUGCCUUAAAGCCUGGAAGGUUCUGCGUGGGAUUGGAUCACGACGGUUCUCCCGGAUGAAGUCCGCCAUCCAACAGGGAAAGACUUCCCCGCCAGUGGAUUUGCGAUACCUGAAGAAACCUAAAUCUUUGGACCAGUCGCAGAGAGCAAGCGUUGUAAGUUUCCUUGGUCACUUAUACAACAGUGUCGCAGAAACACUUCCAGACUUCCGGGAUGACAUUGAAAAUGCUGACGUGGAGGUCCAGGUUGUUGGAUUGAAACCACCUGAAGAUGACAGUGAGCGAGACCCAUAUGGUGAUUUCAUACAGCAAGAACAAGACCCCAGCACAAAGCUUUCCGAAAAACCUUCUCUGCAGCGGCCUGCCAAGGCGAAACAAUCUAAAGAACGGAAAAUGCGCGGUUCCAUUGAGAUGAAUGUAGCACGCAAGCCAGAGGCUGCCGGAAAGGAGGUGUGGCUGCAAGACUUUGCAUUCCUCAAGUUCAGGCCCAACCGGAGCCAUCCUGAAUGUGGCGUUUGCGUCAAGAUGAAGCUUUGGAUCAAGCAGUUGGGUGACCACUUGAACGCCAGGAAGGCACAACUAGAGGCCUAUCACAAGCACUUACACCACCAAUACCUUGACCGAAUGUCCUACUGGGAGUCCCGUGGCUCCAGCAGAGGGCAUGGCAAGAGUAUCGUUGCCAUAAUUGAUGGCAUGGACCAGGCAAAGUUCGCAUACCCACGACAUCUUUCUUUGAAGAGUAAGGAGUUUCAGCGGCUGAUGCGGCCGCGGGCACACGUAAUCGGUGCCUUGGUCCAUGGAUACAUGAUCGGCUUCGGAGUAACAGAGCCGAAUCUUCCUAAAGAUUCGUCAACCCACGUUGAGAUGGUGGCUCACCUUUUAACGAAAUUGGCAGAGCAAGGUGUUUGCUUGAGGGAGGUGUCGUUCACUUUGCAGUGCGAUAACACUGCGCGGGAGUGCAAGAAUUCAAUCAUGAUGGCAUUUCUUGCAUCAUGCGUCAGCAAAGGAAUCCUGAGAGAAGCGACCUUGUCCAGUCUUCGUACUGGGCACAGCCACGAAGAUGUGGACCAAGUCUUUGGGAGAUUAGCAGCUUUCAUGGUUCCCCACACCGCUCAAUCUCCUCGAGACUUUGUAGACAUCAUUCAAGCCUUCCUCCAACAGGCCGACUUUCCUUUUGAGCCUCCUGCCCACCGGCGUGCCUUCAAGAUAGAUCAAACACGGGAUUGGUCGAUUGAUUUUGACUUGAUUAAUAGUUUUGUUGCCCCGCUUUCCUUGCUUGCUCGUGUCUACGGGGUGGGUUUAAAAUUUGACUUGCGUGGGUCUUUACUACGCAGCCAAGGAAAACCUUCUUGCAAGCGGCUGUUCCUGUCCAUUUGA
Molecule: messenger RNA, 1731 nt
Organism: Cladocopium goreaui
Lineage: Eukaryota; Dinophyceae; Suessiales; Symbiodiniaceae
Source: the annotation of a GenBank genome assembly